Molecule: messenger RNA, 8772 nt
Organism: Catharus ustulatus (Swainson's thrush)
Lineage: Eukaryota; Metazoa; Chordata; Aves; Passeriformes; Turdidae
Gene: GALNT7
Product: polypeptide N-acetylgalactosaminyltransferase 7
Exons: 13
Coding region: 4729-6666 (645 amino acids)
Cellular component (GO): Golgi apparatus
Source: RefSeq, a predicted model, not a curated record
CUCUGCUCUGCUCUGGUGAGACCCCACCUACGGGGCUUGCAUCCAGCUCUGGGGUCAUCAGCACAGGAAGGACAUGGUCUUGUUGGAGCGAGUGCAGAGCAGGGUCACCAAUUUAAUUAGAGGAAUGGAUCACCUCUCCCGUGAGGAAAGGCUGCGAGAAUUGGGAUUGUCCAGCCUGGAAAAGAGAGGGCUAAAUUCUUACUAUCGAAGUACUAGAAUUGGUUGCCCAGAGAAGCUGUGGAUGCCCCAUCCCUGAAAGUGUUCAAGGCCAGGUGAAUGGGGCUUUGAACAAUCUAGUCUAAUGGAAGGUGUCCCUGCCCAUGGCAAGGGGGUUGGAACGAGAUGAUCUUCAAGGUCCCUUCCAAACACAGACCACUCUAUGAUUCUAAAGUUUUUUCUCCUUUAUUCCUGUCAUAGCCUCCAAAUUGCAGCUACUGCUCUAUAUCAAAACAUAUCAUGGUAAUCUACACCUGGAAGGACACUGAUGCAUCAGGCCUCUGCUGCCAGUUUUUCAUACAAAUCUGCAGCAUGGCUACAUAAACCUGUUCUUUGGGGUUGAAGAUUGUUCUGCACAGUUGUUACUCUGGCAAGGGGUACAUUCCUUCCAACUUUGGCCUGACCUGCAGUUUUCCACCUCAGACUGUAGGCUGAAGUAGCUUGAUAUUGUCCAGCUCUCCAGGUAAUGUGGUUCAUUGCACAUCUCUCAACACCUUACAGCAGUCCAGUCCACACACACACACACACACGCGCACAUAUGGUUAAGAAGUGCUAGGUAGCAAAAUAGAAAUAUGUGGUCUCUUCUGAGCCUCUGAGAUACUUCUACUUAUCAACUAGUCUUUCUGAUGGUCAGAGUGUUUUUCAGGCAUCUCUGUGAAUAAACACACUUUCCUGCAGGUAUCCUGCAAAAUAUCCAUUUCUCUCACUUUUCUGAGAGUCUGGAAAUACAGCCUUCACUUGCUGUUAAACAACAUUCAGGAAAAAACAUUUCCUGGCAAUUCUACUAUUAUAAACUAUAUAAAGGGCCAAGAAGAAUUGGAGACUACUUUGUGUAACCCCUGUCCAAUGUCCCAGUAGGCAAGACAGACAGAAAUGAGUUGGGCUGAUAGGCAGCUAUAGUAGAGAUCAAUUAAAAGUAAGAUGGAGUUGUCUAAUUUUCUGUGAAACAAGGUCAAAAUAUUUGGUUAUUGUGAUUUAGGAAAUAUAGCUCUCUGAAAAAUGGGGGAAAUGUUUUCAGAUGUGUGCAUUUGAAGUAUUAUACAAUAGAUUACAAUUGGUAAUAUAUACAUUAGAAUAAGUAAAAUGAAAACAUACUCUUCUGUGCUGACUAGUCUGAGAUAGUUGGCUUAGAUGUUAUUAAACAACAGCUGUAGAAACUGACCAACUUACUGGUGCAUUAAAAUAAUGUUUUCAGGACAUGCUUAAAGGAUUUACAGAGACCACAUGCCUGUACAUUUCUGGACUGUAAUUAAGAAGCUGAACUAUGGAAUAAAAAUUGUACACCUGUCCUAUUUUAUAUUUGGAUGUAUUACAUUACAGGAUAAAAAGUAAAGGAUUGUUGAACAGCAGUUUCAAGAAAUUACCAUGAUCUGAAUGAAUAAAUACCUCUCGGAAGCUACAGCAUAAAUUUUUCAGUUUGUUGUACAUCUCCUGCUGCUAAAAUAAUCAGCUGUGUCAGGUGGGUGAAGAAUUGGGCAAGCCCAAGCAGCUGCAGGGUUGCCCAGGGCCGUAUUGCUGCUCCCGUUCCCGCAGCUCCAGCCAUGGCAGACUUGUAAUAUCACCAGAAGGAGAAAACAAAGUCCUCUCCUUUAACAAAGAGCACUGUAAGCUCUGACAAUACUGAAAAUCAUGUCUUGAAUGGCCACCUAAAUAGAGAAAUAAAGAAGUGAGGACAAAAUAGUUGUAUACACAUAAUAGUCCUCAAGUGACAAGUAAGGAAGCAUUGAAAAAGUUUGUAAGGACUUGAUUCCAGUAAAAAGUCAUGUAAGUCAAGAUUUAUUUGUCCUACUUCCACACCAAAACAAAAAACACCAACAAAGCAACAAGAAAAAAAAUCCUAGAAAUUCCCAGCACUGCUAGUCCUUCUACCUACAACUGGUAAGACAUAAAAAACAUAAUCUUCAAAAAGAGGAUUAAUUGCAAAAGUUUAAGUUACAUAGAAGAACAGUAUUAGUCAAUCAAUCAUCUUCAAAGACUAGGGAAGAAAGAGUUGAUUAUUACAUAUUAUUAUCUUUAAAGGAUCUAUUUUUGUUUUUUUUAAAAUUAUGUCUCUUUAAGUCCUAUAACUUAAUUUUAUGCAUGCCCAUACACUUCAGUUCUUUGGUGCUGUACACCUAUCCUAAAAUCUUCCAAUUGAAAAUUGUUAAUUAAAUCCAUCCCUGACAUCUACUGCAUAUGGCAGAGUUGUGGUAGGAUUUAAGUGGACACAAUCUAAUUUUAUUUGUUUCUGACAUUGAUUCCAAAGACCUCUGAACAUCAAAACUAGCAAAACUGAGAGAACUAUAAACAUGCAUUGAAAGUGUGACUGCUGCUUGUCUAGAGAGUGUAAAGGAUACCAUAGUCAAAUGCAAACUGAAGACAGCUCAAUCAGGAAAAAGAAUGUGAUUUUCUAUCUAACCUUUCCACUUAAACUGUUUGGGAGCAAUUUAUUACAGGCAGUUCUAUUGAACAAACCUUGGUAAAUAUCUUCCUACUGAAAUGGUGAUUAUAACAACAAAACUAAUUUUAAGUCAGGGGGCUUUGACAAAUAUCAAGUCCCUAAAGAGACUGGAGACAUUAAUAUUACAGGCAUGACCCUUGGCAAGAGAACAACUAGGAACAAAGAAUUAUUACUAAAAGAAAAAUGAAGUGGUUUAGAUACAUCAAGAUCAAUUAGGCAUUAGUUUUAAUAUAGCCUAAAGUUAAAAGCUGUAAAACAACAGAGAAUUUUCCCCAUUUGCAUCAUUUAAAGUUCACAGCCCGAGGAAAAUACUGUAUAUAAAGAAACCAGAGAGCCUUCUGUGAAUUGUGUGUCAAUUAUCUAAUUACCUUGAUAACAUCAGGUGCAAACCUUCAAGGAAAAAGCUUAAAGAGCUCUUGCAGGUAUGAGUGUAUUAGGCGAGUAAUAAGACUUGUAGGGAGAAGAGAAAGAACUGUACCUUGUAUUGAAAUGAAUGUUCUCUCCCUAUUUGCAAGAAUGUGAGAGACACUAGUUACAAAAGGUUUACUGGAGUAUGUUUAUCAUCUCCAAAUGCAGCUUCUCAGCUUGGGAAGAGUGACAGGGAGACUAGGCGAGUUUCUGCUUUGACUCUUGCUUCCAGGCUGAGAUGCUGCCAUGUAUUCCAGCUAGUCGAGAAGAGAAUCCAAGGCUCCUACCUCCUGGCCUCCCUCCUUCCUCUGCAAUGUCUGUGGAUGGGGAAGGGUGAGUGCACUUUGUGAUCCUGCUGCCUGGGCAGCUCCUUGCAGCGGUAGCAGAGCUCUCUGACACAGGAGGUCAGCGACAAGAGCUCGGCCUACAGACACAUCGUAGGGCUUGUAUGGGGCAGCUGCCCUUGAUGCCCUCCAUGAAAAGUCUGUGUACCACCGGCUUGGGCAAUAGCUCUGAACAUUAGCUGCUCAGCAGCGGUGCUUGCAUCCCUGCUUUUCUGACUGAUAAUUCCCCACACCAGUUGUAGGAGUGUUGCCUGUCUCCACAGUGAGAAUUUGAAGUCUGGACAACAAGCUGCCCCAGCCAGGUGGGAAGGAGAUGUGUCUGCACUUCUGGUCAGCACCAGUAUCUGUUGUCUGGUUUUUGAAGGGAAAUUGUAGUGACUUCUUCAGGUGAAAGCCUUAGUGAGUAGAUGCAUAAGAGAGUGUCUGGUGGCAUGCUUGUAUUUGGAUAAUUGCUCUAACUAGCUGGUUUGUUUGUUUUGGGGGGUUUUUUUUAGUGGUUUUUUUUUAAGAUGAGGGAAAAAACACAGGAGUUUUUAAUAAUAUUUUUUUCUUCUGCCUAAGUGAUUCUCAAGUGACAUUCACCGCUGUUUUAAUUAAACAUACCUCCCAAUUUAGAAUUGAUAAGCUCAACUUCAAGGAAAUUCCAGCACAAACUUUUAUUUGGCAAGGGGAAGCAAACUGGUAAGUAGAAGGAUAGUGUCUCCUAACAGAGAAGUGGGAAGAAUUCAGAAAGUGCAGCUAAGGCAGAAGAACCCCAGUAGCAGCACCUGCAAACUAAUCUCUCACAGCCCUUUGCCACAGAGGUUGGCUCUGUAGCUACUGCCUGAACUAGAGGAGAAGAUGGAUUACUUGGUUAUUGUCACCUCCUUGGUGCUUCCCAGAACUCCAAUGGAGAGCAGGAAACCAGUCAUCAUUGGACAUUCCCCUGAAGUGCCUCCUUAGGCCACCCCACGUGCUUUAGGUAACCCAGGAGGGUCCAUUCUGGUACCACCAGCACAGGAGACUACAAUCAGGGGCAGGAACUGCCAUCUCCUCAUCAAUCCCACUAAGCCACAGGCCAUGACAAAGAUUUAUAUAAAGCCUUUACAAGUACAUGCUCAGGGUUGGUUUUUUUCAGCUGUUUGACCUCGGGUCUUGUUUUUACUUCCUCCUUAGCAACCAGCUGAGCCUUCUCCAUUUUCAUGACAAGAAACCUGCAUUUGCAGCUCUUAAAGAAGGUAUGACCCUGACCCUUCAAGGACUGGGACACACAACUGACAUGAGACCACACCAGCCAAAAAUCAGAUUCAGGAAAUGAUGCAAAGUUAAUUUCUGUUUGAAAUGCUCAGAAAUAUGGCACCUUGGAAAAGGAAAUUUCCCAGACCGGACUGGUCUGAGUAUAUCACUACUCAUACUUUUGUCUUGCUCAAAAUAAAGGAUGACAAAGAAGCUAACAGACUCCUGCCAAACAAAGGAGACCAUGGAUUAGGAAAUGAGAAGUUCAAACCUGUGGUACCUUGGCCUCAUGUUGAAGGUGUGGAAGUGGACUUGGAAUCCAUUCGAAGGAAAAAUAAGGCCAAAAAUGAACUAAAUCAUCAUGGUGUUGAUAACAAGCAGCAAAACAUCAUCCAGAGGCAGUAUCUCACAUUUAAACCUCAGGCAUUUGUAUACCCAGAUCCUGUGUUACGACCUGGAGUCCUUGGCAAUUUUGAACCCAAAGAGCCUGAGCCUCAUGGUGUUGUUGGUGGCCCUGGAGAGGAAGCAAAGCCAUAUGUUUUGGGACCAGAUUACAAAGAAUCUGUUCAAGCCAGCAUUAAAGAGUUCGGGUUUAAUAUGGUGGCAAGUGAUAUGAUCUCACUAGAUCGGAGCGUUAAUGACUUGCGUCAAGAAGAGUGCAAAUACUGGCAUUAUGACGACAACCUGCUCACCUCCAGCGUUGUCAUCGUCUUCCAUAAUGAAGGGUGGUCCACACUCAUGAGGACAGUCCACAGUGUCAUCAAGAGAACACCAAGAAAAUACUUGGCAGAAAUUGUUCUGAUUGAUGAUUUUAGCAACAAAGCACACUUACAAGAGAGGCUGGAUGACUAUAUAAAGCAGUGGAAUGGCCUUGUAAAGGUAUUUCGAAAUGAGAGGAGAGAAGGUUUGAUCCAAGCUAGAAGCAUUGGAGCCCAGAAGGCUAAACUUGGACAGGUUUUGGUUUACCUUGAUGCCCAUUGUGAGGUGGGAAUUAAUUGGUAUGCACCACUUAUAGCUCCUAUAUCUAAGGACAGAACUACAUGUACUGUACCUCUAAUAGAUUACAUAGAUGGGAAUGAUUAUUCCAUUGAGCCACAACAAGGUGGGGAUGAAGAUGGUUUUGCCAGAGGGGCCUGGGACUGGAGUUUGCUAUGGAAACGAAUUCCGUUAAGCCACAAGGAAAAGUCCAAACGAAAACAUAAAACUGAGCCUUAUCGGUCCCCUGCAAUGGCUGGUGGAUUGUUUGCCAUUGAACGCGAUUUCUUCUUUGAACUGGGUCUCUAUGAUCCAGGGCUUCAAAUCUGGGGUGGUGAAAAUUUUGAAAUUUCUUACAAGAUCUGGCAGUGUGGGGGAAAACUGCUGUUUGUUCCCUGUUCUCGUGUUGGACACAUCUAUCGUCUCCAGGGCUGGCAAGGAAAUCCACCCCCUGUGUACGUUGGGUCUUCUCCUACAUUAAAGAACUAUGUCAGAGUUGUAGAAGUGUGGUGGGACGAAUACAAGGAUUACUUCUAUGCCAGCCGGCCGGAGACAAAAGCGCUGCCCUAUGGAGAUAUAUCUGAGCUGAAAAAAUUCCGUGAAGAUCACAACUGCAAAAGUUUUAAGUGGUUUAUGGAAGAAAUAGCAUAUGAUAUAACUUCAUAUUAUCCCUUACCACCCAAAAAUGUGGAGUGGGGAGAGAUUAGAGGCUUUGAAACCUCUUACUGCAUCGACAGCAUGGGGCACACCAAUGGUGGCUUUGUUGAGCUUGGACCAUGCCACAGAAUGGGAGGAAAUCAGCUUUUCCGAAUCAACGAAGCCAAUCAACUCAUGCAGUACGAUCAGUGCUUAACUAAAGGACCGGAUGGAUCCAAAAUUAUGAUUACACACUGUAAUCAGAAUGAAUUCAAGGAGUGGCAAUUCUUCAAGAAUCUGCACAGAUUUACUCACAUUCCAUCAGGGAAGUGCUUGGAUCGCUCCGAAGUCCUUCAUCAAGUUUUCAUUUCAGAGUGUGACUCCAGUAAAGCAACACAAAAAUGGGAAAUUAACAACAUCCUUAGUGUGUAGACAGACAAAACCUACCUACUGAUGCAUUCAUUUGUACAGGACUGAAAAUAGCCUGAAAACUGCUGCAGUUAUUAACUUUGUACAGCUGUGAGCCUCCUGGCUUGGAUGAAGGACAUAGAGGAACUGUGAUUAUUACAAUAACAUUAUCAUCCGCAGUUAAUGUUUACAAAACUGCUUUACCUUAAACUCUGUAGAUGUUUACAUCUUUUUGUUUCAAGAUGUUGGUAAAUUAAUGUGCUGUUAGCUAUGGUUCAUAGGAACAUAGUUAAAAGCGUUGUCGUCUUCUUUGGGAUUACACUCAGGGGUCUGAAGGCAGUUUUUUUACACACGCUUGAAAAGGUUGGAGUAAUCAGAUUUUCAUAGAACUUGGUGAUUAUCAACCUGUUGUAUAUUUUUAUUUAAUUUUACAUCUUACUAAGCACUGCCACAGGUUAUUAGCCAGGGUGGCCUUCUCUCACAGUCAUGCUGCUUUUUUGGAAGAUGAAUUUCAACACAUUUAGUGCCUCUUUCAUUUCUCUCUUUCACAAGGAAAGCAUUUGUUGGAAAUAUAGAAUGGGUUGUUCUGAGGUGUCACCAGGGGUAGGGACCAACCAUACCACCCUAAGUAAUUACUGUGCUAACGAAGACAAAUUUCUAUUGCGAGUUUGGCUGCUCUGCUUCGACUCAAUGCUUGGUAUGGUGGAAGGACGACUGUCAAGUUUAGUGCUAAUGUGGUACAAUAUGAUGGAGGUAAGCACCCUCAUGAAUCCAGUUAAGAAUUUAUAAGCACUAAUUUGCUUGUUUAAACCAUGCCUUACAUAAAAAUAAUUAAAAUCAACAACAACAACCAAGCUGCACAAUUAUGUAAAACUUGUAAAGAAUCAAAUACUUAAUUUAUACUGCUAUUUUGAAUGGAAAUCACUUACAGGUGGACUAAAACUUUUAAUUAUGAAAAAACAUCCAGCUACUUAACACAUCCGCGUAAUUUGUCACAAGGACAUCUGUCAGCCAGUUUGAAUGCCAGAUUUAGAUUCAAAAAGAGAAAUGGAAAUCCUGAAAUCACACUUGUUUGUACUAAUUUUCUUGUUAUUUCUGUCAUUUGCAACUUCUCCAGAGGGAUUACAAACACAAAAAACCAACUGCUUGGUGCUAUAGUGUACAGAGUAGAAUGUGAAGAAGUUGUUUUUAAAAAUGUUCUGGAAAGGAGUUGAUGUGAACUCCCUUAGGAGUAUAAAUAUUUACCCUGAACGAAUAGAGAGGUGGAGGGGAAAUGACUUAUCCUCACUUCCUUUGUCCAGAUUUUGUGAUUUAAAUGUUGACAUCAGUGUAUUGAUUCCAUAACUGUUAUCCCUCUAACACAUCAUGCAAUUAAGUAUGACUAAAUACUUCCCUGAAGUCCAGAAUAGCAUUGCAUGCAGCUUCCAUUGAUGUUAACAAGGGUAAUGUAUCAUAUUUGUGACAGAGUUCGAUCUUUAUAGGGCUGUCAGCACUGAUCUGUUAGUUUGGGAUCUUUCCUAGUUUCUUUAAACUUCUCAUCUAUCCUUUCAGAGCUAUGAAAAAUAGAAAAUAAAGGAGGGAGAAACUGGAAAAAAAACAAACAAAAAAGGAAAAUAAGGUUUUGUGCCGGUACUUGUUCCUUGUGCGUGUGAAAACUGACUCCAUUUGUGUGUUGGGUAGAUUAAUUUAAUCAUACAACUAUGCAUAAGAGAAAGAAUGGUGGCACAUAAAUUGUGCAGGUGUGCAUUUUAAAUGGGUAUUAUGUGCAAUUCAUUGAAAGCUGAUGCUGUAUGUGAAUAUGAAUCUGUAUGUGAGACUGAAACCUUACAAACCAUGAAAUCAUAAGAAGCUGUUGCUGUAAUUACUUUUUUCCUACUAUAGCCGGCUUGGAAAAAAAUAAUUCCCAUAUUCUUGCUUUGUAAGUUGAUGAUAAUAUCACUAUGCAUUUCUACAUAUUUUAUAAAUUUGAUUUAUGCAGAUUUUGAUACACUGUAUGUUUCUGUAGAAAUUGUAUAAAUCUUUAAAAAAUUUAUUAGGGAUAAAUCUGGGAAACCUAUGUAUAUCUUACUCACGGGUUGCUUGUUUUUUAGGUGAAGUAAAUAAAAUAUUUGAAUUUUUCGUUUUACUAUA